UGACAGUAGUUUGAAAGUUGUCUAUGAAAUACUUCAUAUGUUUUCAUAUCAAUAAUGUUUGGUCAGUUUUCAUCCUGUUUUGAUCUUUUUGGACCCAGGAAGUCAGAGCUGAGAACUCUGGAGGUAAAGCAAACAGCGCCCCCUAUCUGCGGUGAAUUCCUCUGACUUCCGGUCAGAAUCGGACUCUCAUCUCCUCUCUGCUCCUCCCACCUGCUGGAUAAAACCUGCAGUUUCACCGCGACCCGCGUCUCCUGCGCCAUGUUUCCGCUGCGGCUCCUCGCUUUGAUCUUCGUCUCCUCGGCAACAGUUGACCCUUCACCUGAGGAGGAGAAGGAGAAGCAGGAUGAUGAGGAGGAGAAGAGCAGGUAUGACCUGGUGUUCAUGAGGGGAGACCUGCUGGAAGUCCCCCGGACUCUCUUCACUCAUUUUGGGAUUUACCUGGGAGGAGGCAGAGUGGCUCAUUUCAUCCCCGACAUCAUGCCCGUCGUCUCCACUAACCAGUUUCGGCUCAAACAGAUGGUCAGCAACACCAGACUCAUACUGGGAGUACUGGCAAAGGCUGGCAGCGUGAGGGUGGACUCAGUGGAGGACUUCGCCUACGGAGCCGAGAUAAUCCUCAACCCCAUGGACAAGAUGUGCAGCUGUGCAGUGCUGCAGGGGGAGGAGGCGGCCCGGCGGGCCGAGAAGCUGCUGGGAGACGUGGCCUACAGCCUCCUGUGGUACAACUGCGAACACUUCGUCAUGUACUGCCGAUACGGCACCGUCAUGAGCUUCCAGACCUUCCAGUUCUGUAAGACGGUGAGGAAGCUGUUGCUGAGUCGAGGCGUUGCCAAGGUUACGGCAGUGCUGGCUGCUUGUCUGCUGGUCUACCUGCGGGUUUUGAACACCUGGUCGGUCCUGCUGGCGGUUCUGCUGCCCUUCCUCCUCUGGAUGGCCUCCUGACUGGACACACUGACCCGGACCCUGACCCGGAUCCUCAGAGAUGAUUUAUUUUGACCAGCAGUCCAAUCUGAAGCUUAAAUUAGUCCUGAUUGUUUUCAUCACAGAAUCUUUCAUUGUUUAUGAUUUAUAAUAGAUCUCAAACAUAUCCUGUUAAAUAAAACGUAUUUAUUUA
Xiphophorus couchianus (Monterrey platyfish) is the source of this 1114-nucleotide messenger RNA. RefSeq names its product lecithin retinol acyltransferase b, tandem duplicate 2 (gene lratb.2). Gene Ontology annotation, cellular component: rough endoplasmic reticulum. The coding region runs from base 259 to 942 and encodes 227 amino acids. The transcript is spliced from 5 exons. The record is from RefSeq and is a predicted model, not a curated record. Gene Ontology annotation, biological process: vitamin A metabolic process; retinol metabolic process. Gene Ontology annotation, molecular function: phosphatidylcholine-retinol O-acyltransferase activity. NCBI's taxonomy places the organism in Eukaryota, Metazoa, Chordata, Actinopteri, Cyprinodontiformes, Poeciliidae.